GAAAUUUCUUCUUUCAUAUCGCUAAUUUUUUGUUCUGUUUUGUACCAAAACUGUGAAUUUAUUGUGAAAAUUAAAUAAAAUUUCCUCAAAAUCGUGAAAAUAUAGCAGGAUAAUUUGAGUAAAAAUCCGACGGACGAUUUCUCACUCCAAUAUACUAAGGACACGAUAAAAUAAUGCACAUAACAGGAAAGGAAUGUCGCAAUUAUUUAUUACAAAGGAAAAAUUUGCCUAUUCGUACUGUUCCGGCCUUUACUUAUCAAGCACUCCAGAAGAACACAAUGGUUGAACCACCACCAAAAAUCUAUAUAUACAAGAAGCGGCCUGUUAAGGAAACACUCUUUAAAAUGUAUUUUCGGCGUGGUGACAUCCCGGUAGCUAAAAGAAUUAAAGGAAGUGGAAAGGGUAUUUCAGGAACAGUGAAAUGGUUUUGUGAACCAAAGGAACUUGACUAUUGCUACUAUUUGCCAAUAUUUGUGGAUGGUCUAGCGGAUACUGACAUAGACAUACGUUCACUUGCUCAAGAAGCUGCGAUGGAUUUAAUCCUCAAAGCGCCGCAUAAAAUUUUACCAGUUCUGCCCAAACUGAUACUUCCGUUCAAAAGAGCAUUCAACACUCGUGAUAAACGAAUAAUAAUAUCAGCGCUAAAAGUCUUGCAAACUAUGGUUCUGGUUGGGCCUUGCGUUGGACAAGCUCUCGUUCCAUACUACCGGCAGCUGUUGGCCGUAUGUAAUUUAUAUAAGAACAUUAAUGUCAACCUCGGUUCUGGUGUUGAUCCUGAUCGUAGUCGUCGCAUCGGCGAUGUUAUCGAAGAUACUCUCUCUUUGCUUGAAACAUGUGGAGGGCCCAAUGCAUUUAUCAACAUAAAGUAUAUGAUUCCAACUUAUGAGAGUAGCACCCAUCCCAUAUGUGAGCCGUCGGCAGAAAAACCUGGUGCUUAAAGCAUAAAAUAUAAUUAGAGAUAGAUUUUUAUAGUACAAUAAUGUAGGUUACGAGAGAGCAAGAAGUUAAGCCAUUUUUAAAAUAAUAAUUUGUAUUUUAUAUUUUAUUAAUGGCUUAUAUAUUUGCUUACUCCUGAACAGUUAAAAUAUAUAUCUAGCGCGACAUUAUAUUUUAUAUAUAAACAUUUAGAGCGGUUUUUGUC
Messenger RNA from Bactrocera latifrons, 1141 nucleotides. Its product is annotated as parkin coregulated gene protein homolog. Bases 174 to 938 code for a protein of 254 amino acids. The transcript has 6 exons. Gene Ontology annotation, molecular function: Hsp70 protein binding; Hsp90 protein binding. Lineage: Eukaryota; Metazoa; Arthropoda; Insecta; Diptera; Tephritidae. The record is from RefSeq and is a predicted model, not a curated record.